GCCGCCGCCAAUGCACCGCGAGGAGGUGGUUGCUGCGCCCCUGCCGGCGGCGGCGGCGGCUGGUGGGCCGACGAACUUCCGCUCAGGCGACUGGAUGUGCCCGAAGUGCAACUUCCACAACUACCGCUCCAAAGCCGUUUGCCCGCAGUGCUCGACACCGAUGCCUCCAGGCGGUAACCCGCCGCCACCGGUGGACACUCCAGGUGGCGGCGGUGGGGGUGAGCCAGAGAAGAAGCGGAAGUCCAA
Prorocentrum cordatum is the source of this 246-nucleotide messenger RNA. The record is from the annotation of a GenBank genome assembly. Lineage: Eukaryota; Dinophyceae; Prorocentrales; Prorocentraceae.